Messenger RNA from Lobosporangium transversale, 495 nucleotides. Its product is annotated as ribosomal protein S13. Gene Ontology annotation, cellular component: ribosome; small ribosomal subunit; cytosol. Gene Ontology annotation, biological process: translation. The transcript is spliced from 4 exons. Bases 29 to 493 code for a protein of 154 amino acids. The record is from RefSeq and is a predicted model, not a curated record. Lineage: Eukaryota; Fungi; Mortierellomycota; Mortierellomycetes; Mortierellales; Mortierellaceae. Gene Ontology annotation, molecular function: structural constituent of ribosome; RNA binding.
UUCUUUUUUUCGCACUAAUCAAACCAAGAUGUCUCUCCUUGUUCCCGAGAAAGGCCAGUUCCAACACAUUCUUCGUGUCCUCAACACUAACGUUGAGGGUAAGACCAAGAUCAUGUUCGCCAUGACGAACAUCAAGGGUGUUGGUCGUCGUUAUGCCAACUUGGUCUGCAAGAAGGCUGAUAUCGACUUGAGAAAGAGAGCUGGUGAGCUCACCAAUGAAGAGCUCGAGCGUCUCGUCACUAUCAUGCAAAACCCCACCCAGUACAAGGUUCCCCAGUGGUUCCUCAACAGACAGAAGAACUUUGUCGAUGGCAAGUACACCCAGCUCUUGGCCAACGGUCUUGACAACCAAAUGCGUGAGGACUUGGAGCGCCUCAAGAAGAUCCGUGCCCAUCGUGGUCUUCGUCACUACUGGGGCGUCCGUGUCCGUGGUCAGCACACCAAGACCACCGGUCGUCGCGGUCGCGUCGUCGGUGUCUCCAAGAAGAAGUAAAU